Molecule: messenger RNA, 3443 nt
Organism: Drosophila montana
Lineage: Eukaryota; Metazoa; Arthropoda; Insecta; Diptera; Drosophilidae
Gene: Oatp74D
Product: Organic anion transporting polypeptide 74D
Exons: 8
Coding region: 808-3363 (851 amino acids)
Biological process (GO): sodium-independent organic anion transport; transmembrane transport
Cellular component (GO): plasma membrane
Molecular function (GO): protein binding
Source: RefSeq, a predicted model, not a curated record
UUGAGCGCGUUUUAUGUGAUACAAAAAUAUUUAAAAUAUUAAAAUAACAAAAAUUUUCAAUUGCCCGCGUGCGUGUUUUUUCUGUUUCCCCUCAACCGCAGCAUUUAAUUUUUUUCCCUCCCCCAUUAUGUGUGCAAUUAUUAAAUAAAUUAUAAUCAACAAAAAAAAUUAAAUUGUGUGAAUUAAAAACAACAACAACAGAUCGUACAAUAUUGUGGGCAGCGCGAGUCAAAAGGAAAGAGAGAGAGAAGGAGAGCAGCAGAGAAAGAGAGAGAGCGAGCGAGAGAGAGGCAGCAAAAUUACACGCAUAUAUUGCGUAGCAAAGUUCUGAAUGAAAAAGUCGCGGCAUACGGGCGGACAGUACAGCAGGCGAUAAAUUUACCAGUCCUAAGCCAACUUCAACUAAAGUAAACAAUAUAUAACACUGCCAUAUUGCAACACAGAAGUAACUGACUAAAAACAACGCGAUUAACAACCAAAACUACCUCGUUGCUGGCCAGGCACAACAAACAGGCGCACACACACACAUACACACACACAACAAAACUGAUUGCUGUUUGGCCAAGAAGAAAGCGAAGACUGCGCCGCAAUUGAAAGUUAAAGCAUUGCCAAUGUAGCUGCCCUCCCCCUCUAGCUAGGAAAAUGGAACAACAAAUAUCCAAGAAGCACUAAGAACAAGCAGAAGGAGUAGCAGCAGAAGAAGCAGGAGCAGAAGCAGCAGCAUAAGCAGAGCAAAACAGGAGCAGGAGCAGCAGCAGCAACAGGCAACAGCCAGCGGGCACACAUUACGUAUACGCAACGUGCAGCAUGAUGAAGAGCCAGGGCGAUGUCGAGGCGCCGCCGGCGACGCCAACAGCAGCUGCAGCAGCUGCAGCAAAUGGGCAACAGAAGCAGCCAAAGCCAACGAAUGGUCACAGCAAUGGGAAUGGCAAUGGGAGUGGCAAUAGCAAUGGGAAUGGCUAUCAUCAGAAUGGAGGCGGUAGGCGUGACUCGACGCAGGCGUUUACGCCGCUGCUGGCGCAGCACAAUAGCACGCUGGGUGAGGCGGCAACGCCGGCCACGCCCACAACGAUGCUGUACGAGAGCACGCCGAGCAACAACAACGAGUGGAAGGCAUCGGAGGACAUUAACAAUUUGAAGAACGGGCUGCUCAGUAAUAACAACGGGAACGGGCACAGUCUGCGCGAAAAGUAUGCGCACGAGCAGGCGCCUUUGACCGGUGGCUAUAAGCUGCCCGGCGGCGGAGGUGUUGGAGGUGGCCGUGGUGUUGGCAGUGGCGGUGGUGCACGUGCACAUGGCAGCGAAUCGGAGGAAUCGGAUUUCGAUUCGGAUUUAAAUGGCGGCGGCGACGAGGGCUCCAAUUGCGGCCUCUUGGGCUGCCGGCCGCGUUGGGCGCGCCGCUUUGCGUCGACGCACGUGUUCAUGGUGGUGUUCCUGCUGGCGUACAUACUGCAGGGCAUGUAUAUGACGUACUUUGUCUCUGUGAUCACCACCAUUGAGAAGCUCUUCCAGAUCAAGUCCAAGACGACGGGCUUUCUGCUCAGCGCCAGCGAGAUGGGCCAAAUCAGCACCGCGAUGCUGCUCACAUAUUUUGCCGGGCGUGGCCAUCGUCCCAGAUGGAUCGCCUGCGGCAUGGUGCUCUUCUCCAUAGCGGCCUUCGCCUGCGCCCUGCCGCACUUCAUCUUCGGCGAGCAGCUGAUGCAGUCCAGCGUUUUCCUCCAGCCGCAGUCGCCCUCCCCGUCGUCCGCGUCGUCCGCUUCGUCCGCGUCACAAAAUCUGUGGAGCAAUGCCUCAGAUCCGAAUCUCUGCAUGCUGGGCGGCAAUGGCACACUGGCAGGCAGCGAGUGCAACGAGCAGCGCCAGCUGGAGCAGGCCUCCCACUCCAAGAUCACGGUCAUUGUGCUGUGCAUCUUCUUUGGCAGCCUGCUCAGCUCGGGCAUUGGCCAGACCGCGGUGGCCACCCUGGGCAUACCCUACAUCGAUGACAAUGUGGGCAGCAAACAGUCGCCCAUGUAUAUGGCGGUCACCAUUGGCAUGCGCAUCCUGGGCCCCGCCUCGGGUUUCAUUGUGGGCAGCUUCUGCACGCGCUGGUAUGUGAACUUUGCCAAUCCCGGCUUUGAUGCCAGCGAUCCCCGCUGGAUUGGCGCCUGGUGGCUGGGACCCGUCGCCAUUGGCAGCCUAAUGCUGCUCGCCUCAAUCGCCAUGUUCUCGUUUCCCAAGCAGCUGCGCGGCAAGCAGCAGGCACAGGCAACAGCUGCCGCCGUCGGUGCAUCCGCACCCGAGCUGGAGGAGAAGCCCAAGCUGAAGGAUUUCCCCAAGACCGUGCGCCGCCAGCUGAGCAACGAUAUACUCAUGUUCCGCACCGCGUCGUGCGUCUUUCAUCUGCUGCCCAUCGCCGGGCUGUACACGUUCCUGCCCAAGUAUCUGGAGACGCAGUUCCGGCUGGCCACCUACGAUGCGAACAUGAUAGCCGCCUUCUGCGGCAUCCUGGUCAUGGGCAUUGGCAUUGUUAUCUCAGGUCUAUUCAUAUUGAAGCGCAAGCCAUCGGCCAGGGGUAUCGCCGCCUGGAUAGCAUUUACCGCGCUCGUCUAUUCCGCAGGAAUGAUUAUACUCAUGUUCAUUGGCUGCAGCACCAACGAUUUUGCCGGCUACAAGGCGGGCGAUGCCAACAGUCCCGCCAUGAUAGAGCCCGCCUGCAGCGCCGUGCUCAACUGUACCUGUGAUAAGGAGAAUUUUGCGCCCAUUUGCGGCACCGAUGGCAAAAUGUACAUCUCGGCCUGCCAUGCCGGCUGCAGCAGCUCCACGCUGCGCGCCAGCGACAAUCGCACACUCUACUCCGACUGUGCCUGCAUUCCACAUGUCGCCGAGGCAGUCAAUGGUUACUGUGAUAAUAACUGCAAGAACUUCAUCUACUUUAUAUUGAUUUUUGCCAUUUGCGUAUUUAUGCAUUCCACCUCCGAGGUGGGCAGCAUGCUGCUCGUCAUGCGCUGCACACAUCCUAAAGAUAAAGCCAUGGCCAUGGGUGUCAUUCAGUCGGCCAUCGGCCUGUUUGGUAAUGUUCCUUGUCCGAUCAUCUAUGGCGCUGUGGUCGACUCGGCCUGUCUCAUCUGGAAGUCGGUUUGUGGCAAACAUGGCGCCUGUUCGCUCUACGAUGCGGACACCUUUAGGCAAUACUUUUUGGGCAUUACGGCUGGCAUUAUGUUUCUGGCGUUUCUCAUGGAUCUGGUCGUCUGGCGGAAGGCGCAUCGCAUUGAGAUUGCGCCCGAUCAGCCGGAAGGUGCUGCGCAUGCGCCGGCCACACGCUUGGAUCUGUCCGAGUCCAAGCAGCCCAUUGCCCAGCCGCCACCGGAUACGACGGUCUAAAACGGAGAGGGAAAGCUAAUCCGAAGGCAAAAGAAAACAAAAACACACAUUGCAAGAUUUCCAAUAAAUGUUUACCUUAA